This is a messenger RNA of Fonsecaea erecta, 906 nucleotides long. RefSeq lists its product as hypothetical. NCBI's taxonomy places the organism in Eukaryota, Fungi, Ascomycota, Eurotiomycetes, Chaetothyriales, Herpotrichiellaceae. Gene Ontology annotation, molecular function: oxidoreductase activity, acting on the CH-OH group of donors, NAD or NADP as acceptor. The record is from RefSeq and is a predicted model, not a curated record. The transcript is spliced from 3 exons. The coding region runs from base 1 to 906 and encodes 301 amino acids.
AUGGCAGCGUACCCUCCUGUGGCACCUGCAAAUGGAGCAAAUUUCACUCAAGUAAUCCGCAACGAUACAUACCCAUUCAUCGACUCAAGGACCAACCCAAAUCAUAUCGGCAGGGCUGUUUUCGUGACCGGCGGCAAUCGAGGCAUCGGAAAGGCCAUUGCCAUAUCAUUUGCUCAAGCGGGUGCUUCAUUCAUUGGUCUCGGAUGUCCUGACGGCUUCGGGGAUCCUCCCGUCAGUAUCGAGAUCGAGAACGCAGCCAAGCAAUGCGGCAGAACUCCUCCCACUGUUCUCCUCCUUCAUUUAGACGUGACGGACAGUGCCUCUGUGGCGGCGGCAGCAGCCCAAGUCCAGAAGGCUUCGCCUCGGCUGGAUGUCCUGGUGAACAAUGCAGGGUUCAUGACCCCGGCACUGCCGAUAGUGGACGCCGAGACCGACUCGUGGUGGAAAACGCUGGAGGUCAACUUGCGAGGAACAUUCCUGAUGUGCAAGCACUUCACACCCCUCUUGAAUAGCACACAAGCCGGCCUGCAGACAAUCGUCAAUAUCAACUCGGUGGCGGCUCACAAUCUCCGCCCUCAGGCGAGUGCAUAUGGCACGUCCAAGUUCGCCGUCCUCAAAUUCACCGAGUUCCUGCUGGUCGAACAGAGAACGCAGGGGCUGCUCGCCUUCUCGGUGCACCCGGGGGGAGUGAUGACCCAGCUCGCCGAAGCAAUGCCCAGGGAAACUCAUGCGGGCUUUACUGAUAGUCCGUCGUUGGCUGGUGACACGAUCGCGUUCCUCACGGGAGAACGACGAGAAUGGCUUGCCGGGAGGUAUCUUAGCUGUACUUGGGACAUGGAGGAGCUGUUGGAAAGGCAAAAGGAGAUAGAGGAGGGUGACAAGCUGAAAGUGCGGCUUGUCCUGUAG